AUGGAGGACCAAGUACAUAAGCCUCAUCGCAAGGCGAAGGAUAAGAAGAACAAGCAGCACACUGGGGAGAAGAACCCAAAGGCCUUUGCCUUCUCCAACCCCGGAAAGCUUGCUAGGUCCGCCGCGAGAUCUUCAGAUAUCAAAGAAAGACGCUUCCAUGUUCCUCAAGUCGACCGCCUCCCCGACGAGCCGCCCCCGAGGCUGGUCACCAUCGUCGGACCUCCUGGCGUCGGCAAGACGACCCUUCUCAAGUCUCUAAUCAGACGAUAUGCAAAGGAGACGUUGUCUGAUCCUCAAGGACCCAUCACUGUUGUCACCUCCAAGAAGCAGCGAUUGACCUUCGUUGAGUGUCCCAACGAGCUCGAGGCGAUGGUUGACAUGGCUAAGAUCGCAGACAUUGUUCUGCUAAUGAUCGACGGCAAUUACGGCUUUGAGAUGGAGACAAUGGAAUUUCUCAACAUACUUGCUGCUACUGGUAUGCCCGGCAACGUCUUCGGUAUCCUUACGCAUCUCGAUCUGUUCCGGAAACCCCAGGCCCUCAAGGAUGCGAAGAAGCGGCUCAAGAGGAGGUUGUGGAGCGAGCUCUACCAGGGUGCACACCUCUUUUACCUCUCUGGAGUCAUGAACGGUCGCUAUCCUGACCGUGAAGUCCACAACCUAUCGCGCUUCCUGUCCGUGAUGAAGAACCCUCGACCCUUGAUUUGGCGCAACUCGCACCCGUAUACCAUCAUCGACAGCUACCGAGACAUUACCCACCCCACAAAAAUCGAGGAGGACCCCAAGUGUGACCGUUCCGUUGUGUUGUCGGGAUACCUGCGCGGCACCAACUUUGCCUCCCAAGGACAGAGGAUCCAUGUCCCAGGUCUUGGCGAUUUCACCGUGGCAAACCUGGAAGUCCUCCCGGAUCCUUGUCCUACCCCGGCCAUGGAGCAAGCUAUUGCCAAGGUCACCGGCAAGACGACGCGGCGGCGCCUGGACGAAAAGGAGAAGAAGUUACACGCACCCAUGUCUGACCGCAGUGGUCUCAAGAUUGACGGCGACGCCAUCUGGAUCACGAGAGAAAAGGGAUUCACUUUCGACAGGGAUGCUGAGGAAGGUGAGAUGGGCGAGGGCGAGGAGCUCAUUGUCGGACUGCAGGGCGAGCGGAAACUCUUGGGUCAGACCGACGAGGGUGUACAGCUCUUCAAGGGAGGCGAACAAAUCAAGCAAAUCCCUGAAGAGGAGGACACCGGUAGAAAGACUCACCGACACGCACGCUUCGCUGACCGUGAUGACGAUUCUGAGGUCGAGGUCGACGACGAGGGCUUUGUAAGCGGCGAAGAGGAGGGUGAAUCCGACGUGGAGGAGGAGUUCAACGAAGGCAAGCUGGGCAAGAUGUUUAGGAAGAACGCUGAGAAGGACGCCGACGAAGACGACAUCGCCUUUGCCGACAGUGACUCUGACCUUGGCUCUUUAUCGGGGUUGGAGGACGGAGACGAAGACGAUGAGAAAAUUAACGACUCAGACUUCGACUCAGACGAAGAGGCCGCGGCCAUGAAGUGGAAGGAGAACAUGGCGGAGCGUGCGAAGAAGCUUCACGGCAAACGGCGCUCUUACCACACACCAGACCUGGCCAGGUACAUGUACGACGACUCCUUGACACCAGAGGAGGCACUACAGAAAUGGCGGGGCGAGGACCAAGAUGAGGAGGAGAACAUUGAAGCGGACGAAGAAGAUGACUUCUUCCAGAAGUCCAAGCAGGACAAAGAGGACAAGGUGGAGGACAGAUCGAUACCCCAGUAUGAUUACGAGGAUCUGGCGGCGAAGUGGUCUCAAGCAGCAAACGUCGAGGCCCUGAGGAAGCGCUUCACCACGGCGGGGCUGCGUGACGACGACGAAGACGGCGGGGAUGAGGACGACGAGGAGGGCUUCAUGAACGACAAGGCUAACGCGCGGCGCGAGGGCGGCGACCAGGAGUUCGGCGAGGACGAUUGGUACGAGGCGCAAAAGGCCGUCAUCCAGAAACAACUUGACAUCAACAAGGCCGAGUUCGAGACGCUCGACGAGAGGCAAAGGGCCGCCGUGGAGGGUUACCGGGCUGGCAAGUACGCCAAGAUCGUCCUCGAGGGCGUCCCGGCCGAAUUCGUCACCAAAUUCAACCCCCGUAACCCCGUCAUCCUCGGCGGUCUGUCGCCCACUGAAGACCGCUUCGGUUUUGUCCAGGUGCGCAUAAAGAAGCACCGCUGGCACAAGAAGAUCCUGAAGACCAACGACCCGUUGAUUUUCUCCCUUGGCUGGCGGCGGUUCCAGACACUGCCCAUCUACAGCAUUUCGGACUCGAGAACGAGGAACCGUAUGCUCAAGUAUACGCCGGAGCAUAUGCACUGCUUCGGUACCAUAUACGGCCCGCUCAUCGCGCCCAACACGGGUUUCGUGUGUUUCCAGUCCUUCUCGUCAGCAAACCCGGGCUUCCGGAUAGCGGCGACGGGCACGGUGCUCAGCGUCGACGAGUCGACCGAGAUCGUCAAGAAGCUUAAGCUCACGGGUACGGCGGACAAGAUCCACAAGAACACUGCCUUCAUCAAGGGCAUGUUCAACACAUCACUCGAGAUUGCAAAGUUCGAGGGCGCGUCCAUCAAGACGGUGUCGGGUGUGCGCGGUCAAAUCAAACGCGCACUGUCCAAGCCUGAGGGUCACUUCCGCGCCACCUUCGAGGACAAGAUCCUGUACAGCGACAUCGUGUUCCUGCGCGCGUGGUACCCGAUCAAGCCACACCGCUUUUACAACCCGGUGACGAACCUCAUCGGGUGGCAGGCGAUGCGGCUGACGGGCGAGGUGCGCCGGGCCGAGGGCAUCGAGACACCGCUGCAGAAGAACAGCCAGUACCGCAAGAUCGAGCGCGAGACGCGCCACUUCAACCCGCUGCGUGUACCCCGCGCGCUCGCUGCCGAGCUGCCCUUCAAGUCGCAGAUCGUCCAGGCGCGCAAGCAGAAGAAGGACACGUACAUGCAGAAGCGCGCCGUCGUCCUGACCAAGGAGGAGAAGACGGCCCGCAACCUGCUGCAGCAGCUGUCGACGAUCCGUAACGACAAGGUGGCCAAGCGCGCCGCCAAGAAGGAGGAAAAGCGCGUUGAGUACCGCAAGAAGCUGGCCGAAUCCGAGGAGAAGAAGGAAGCGAGGGAGAAGAAGGAGAGCAAGGAGUUUUGGCGCAAGAACGGCCGUAAGCGCCAGGCACCCGAUGAAGGGGCCGGCGGUGGCGGUCAGAAGCGCAGAAAGUAG
Messenger RNA from Colletotrichum spaethianum, 3258 nucleotides. Its product is annotated as ribosome biogenesis protein BRX1. NCBI's taxonomy places the organism in Eukaryota, Fungi, Ascomycota, Sordariomycetes, Glomerellales, Glomerellaceae. Gene Ontology annotation, cellular component: nucleus; 90S preribosome. Gene Ontology annotation, molecular function: GTPase activity; U3 snoRNA binding; GTP binding. The record is from RefSeq and is a predicted model, not a curated record. The coding region runs from base 1 to 3258 and encodes 1085 amino acids. Gene Ontology annotation, biological process: endonucleolytic cleavage of tricistronic rRNA transcript (SSU-rRNA, 5.8S rRNA, LSU-rRNA); maturation of SSU-rRNA from tricistronic rRNA transcript (SSU-rRNA, 5.8S rRNA, LSU-rRNA); ribosome biogenesis. The transcript is spliced from 4 exons.